This is a messenger RNA of Rosa rugosa (rugosa rose), 3919 nucleotides long. Its product is annotated as serine/threonine-protein kinase SAPK2-like. Lineage: Eukaryota; Viridiplantae; Streptophyta; Magnoliopsida; Rosales; Rosaceae. The transcript has 10 exons. Gene Ontology annotation, molecular function: protein serine/threonine kinase activity; ATP binding. The coding region runs from base 2763 to 3614 and encodes 283 amino acids. Gene Ontology annotation, biological process: protein phosphorylation; intracellular signal transduction. The record is from RefSeq and is a predicted model, not a curated record.
UGGUAAGAGAUAAAUGUACCGGAGAGCACUUUGCUGUUAAGUUCAUCCAGAGAGGCAACAAGAUCAAUGAAAAUGUACAAGGGGAAAUCAUGAACCACAGAUCCUUGAAGCAUCCCAAUGUUGUUCAAUUCAAAGAGGUUUUGAUCUAUUUGUGUUUCUUGGGUCUGAUCAAUACUUUCGAUCAAGUCAUCACUACUAAAAAGGUCACUGCUCAAUAUUGGACGCUAUUGGCUCUAUAAGCGGGACCGUGGUUCUUUCAAAUCGGAUCCGAGACAAGCAAUUCUCUUGAACCCAACCACCAAAUAAAUGGGUAGCACGAAAGACGAUCCACAACAAGUAUAGAAUCAAGAGUAGCUCCAAUAACCGUUCAAUUUUGUUCGUCCGUAUUUCUAAUAAUGUGGUUGCUGCAUUUAAUUUAGACUUGCUAGGUUGUGGUUGCCUUAAAGGCUUCUUCUUGCAUUUAAUUUAGACUUGCUUGACUCUAAAGGCCGAGCAUGCUAUUGUGGUACGAUAAAGCCAGAUACUUCUACAAAUGAUUCUACUAGCAUAGACAUUAUUCUAACUAGGACAAAAAUUACGCAAUGACAACCUCCUUCUCUUCUAGGGGGUGAAGCUGCCCACCUCAGAUGGAGUAGUAAACUCCAGUGUCCAGUGAGCCAUUUACCAUUUUCUUCACUUUAUUUGGAGUCUUGACCUACUUUAUUGGUGACGUCUUGACUACCUUGGACUUGUUCUUUGCACCUCUUGGCUUCCCCUAUUUCUUCGGAGCAUCUUGUAGAGUCUGCACAAUUGCCAGACGGCCAGACUCAUAGACACAACUUUAAGGUUAGUCCUGCCCGCAGCAAGACUAAGCCUAGGCUUCUUGGGCGACACACCAACCAUGUCAGACCGUUUCCUGCGAUCUGCACAACCUUGGAGCCACUGCCCUGAUCCUCACCACUAACUUGCGCAGCCUUAUUGGCUGCCUCGACAACCCCAACUUGCUCACUUGUGCCAUCACCACUGCUACCACCACUAUCCAGCAUCUCCCUGGCCCUGUUCACUUGCUCACCAUCAGCAACAGCUUCCACCUCCUGCUCGCCACCAGCUACAAUAACCCCGGUCUGCAUCGUCUUGAUAUGAAGAGCCUAACGUGCCCUAGGUUUAGGCACCGAUUGUGAUGAAAAUCUGGCCAGUCUCUGUGGCCUCUCUAGUGGGUGCUUGGGCUCCAAAGACUAAGGCCGACCCAGCAGAAAUACUGCGUUCAACCCUGGCCAAGGCGCGCUCUAGACUGCGCCAUGCAGUUGAGGUUUCCGCCCUCAAGAGCUCUUCUAACGGUGGUCCUAUGCAUGGCAGCCCGACAUGGGUUAUCAUGCCAUAAUAAAGACAGUGCCCAUAUAGGUUCUCGAAAAAGAACUCGAGAUCAGUGUCCAGGCCAUCCUCCACCAUGAAACACCGCCGAAAGACCAUCGGCUGCAUCUGAUCGAUCUCAACCCAUAUUCAAAUCCGGCAGCCUAAAACUCCACUAAAUCUUUUUGGAUAUAGCGCCCUAAAGCACUGUCAACUAGACGAAGGCAACGAUCAAUGUGAAAACCCGGAGGUAUUCCUCUGACAUUGAUCCAAAAUGAUAGUGAAGACAACAACACCCCACUGAUUGGACCAACUCUAUCAUAUGGAGCCAAAACCACCAGAGCCAGAUCAAAGCCCCAAGGAUCGCCCGCAGGAUGUGAUUCCGAUUAGAAGGGUCCAUCAGAGUAAACAGAAAGAAAAUGAAAAAUUUUAUUUUAAUGCAGUUAUAAUAAGUAGUGGGUAAAUUUCUUGUUAUGAACAUUUGGUCUAAUGACAUAAGUCUUUAUUUUGUGAGUAGAAAGUAUUGAGUCAGAUUUAUGGACGAGUGGUCGUUGAUAACUUGUUUAAGAGUAUCGUUAGCAAUGCUAGUUAUUUUUCAGUUAAACUUUAGCAAAAAUAGCUAAACAACUAUUUUGACAAGCCACUUUUAAAAUACCUAACUUCCGUAGUAGUUCUCUCUGUUUUAACUAGUUUUGAAAUUACAUUUUUUAAUGAAAAAAUAGUAUAAAUAUAUUUAUAAUUUAAAUAGAACAAUUUUUAAAGGAAUGUUUUAAAUUAACAAAAAUAAUAGAGUCUCAUCUCGCUCUCUAUAUUUUGGGAGCAACAUAGCUACAAGUUAAAGUAGAGAGCCAAUUAGGAGCUUGGUGCAAUUACUUAGAGCAAAUCUAACAGCUUCCCCAUAUUUUGAUUUUUCUCUAUUUUAGGGAAAAAUGAGUCUUUUUUGCUCUAACAAAUUUCCUAUAACUAUUCCCAUUUUAAGGAUAGUGAGAAAAGAGAAAUCAAAAUUCCCUAAAUUUACAGCAAUCUCUAAAAUUUUAAGGAAGAAUUAUGAAGAUGUUAGAAAUUGCUGUAAAAUAGAGAAUUUGUUGGAGUUGGAGAAGAAAAAUUAUGGAAAGCUUUGACUUUGACUUCCUUAUAAUAGAAUCUGUUGGAGUUGCUCUUAAAUUUAUAAAAAGUUAAAUAUGCUCUCCAAAAUAACUGAGUGAAGUUAAAAAGUCUGCUAAAAAUGUUAUAUAAUAAAAAUUAAAUUGUUUCAAUAAUGUUUAAUUUCUAUUAUUCACCAGUUGCGGAACCCCAGCAUGGUUGUAGAUACUAGCUUCCUUCUGCCAUAGUGAAGUAUUUUUUUUCAUAAGAACUGUCACCAGGCAUAAGCUUAACUAUAGCUAGCUUUGUCAAUUAAGUGCAUGUAAGGCCACCAAAGCUUAACCGUUGCAAUGAUAGUGUGGCCAUUGGCCAGUUUUCAAUUUGUGGCUAGGACCAAAGCUUUGUGGCCAUUAUGCCAAAGCUUAAAGGUCCUGCUGACACCAACUCAUCUAGCCAUUGUGAUGGAGUAUGCUGCUGGAGGAGAACUCUAUGAGAGAAUAUGCAAAGCCGGUAGAUUUAGUGAGAAUGAGGCAAGGUUUUUCUUCCAGCAAUUGAUAUCAGGAGUUGGUUACUGCCAUAAAAUGAAAGUAUGUCAUAGAGAUCUUAAGCUUGAAAAUGCACUCUUAGAUGACAGCACAGCACCUCGAGUGAAAAUAUGCGAUUUUGGAUCCUCAAAGUCAUUACAUUCUCGGCAAAAAUCUACUGCGGGAACUCCGGCUUAUAUUGCACCUGAGGUCCUAUCUGAAAAACAAUAUGAUGGAGAGAUUGCAGAUGUUUGGUCUUGUGGAGUCUCCCUAUAUGUCAUGAUUGUUGGAGCAUAUCCCUUUGAAGAUCCUAAGGACCCCACGAACCUUAGAAAAACAAUUCUGCGGACCCUUACUGUAUGCUACUCAAUCCCUGAUAAUGUACGAGUUUCUGUGGAAUGUAGAGACUUGCUCGCCAAGAUAUUUGUGGCAAACCCAGAAAAGAGAAUUACAAUUUCAGAAAUUAAGAACCACCGUUGGUUCUUAAAGAAUUUACCUAUGGAAAUGUGGGAAGGAGGAAGUUGGGAAAGCAAUGAUGUAAACCAUCCAUCCCAAAGCAUAGAAGAAGUCCAGUCCAUAAUACAAGAGGCAAGAAAACCUUUAAAGGUCCCAACUGUCAGUAGACAUCUCGUUGGAAGCAGCAUGGCUAUUGAUGAUGCUGAUGUUGGAGGUAAUUAAACAAGUGGUGAUUUUGUAUGCUCAAAUGUGAGCCAGUUAAAGUGUACAUAUGAUACAAACCAUACUUUGCCCUGCUAGCUCUCACCGCCCAUUUUGUUUUGCUGUAUUGAUAAGGUUUUGUUAUUGUAAAAGUCAAGUUUUGUCUUUUCCUUGAGGCUUGAGGGAUCCAAAGUUAAAGCCAUUUCUCCGUGUUCGUUGGCUGUGGCCUCUUUGCUCCGACUGUAUUUGCGUUUGGUGAUGGGAGGAUCUUGGAUCCAUAUCAGGUCGAUGGUCCUCAGGUUGGGAUGCCCGAAGGUGGUUUGAUC